AUGGCGGAAGCAGAGAACGGUCAGGCCAUCAGCGCAGAUGAGAUUGCGCUCUAUGACCGACAGAUCCGGUUAUGGGGAGUGCAAGCGCAGGAGAAAAUUCGAUCUGCGAACAUCCUCCUUAUCACCGUCAAGGCCCUCGCCAACGAAGUUGCCAAGAACCUGGUCCUAGCGGGCAUCGGCUCGCUCACUAUCAUCGACCAUGAACCCGUUACAGAGACCGAUUUGGAUGCACAUUUCUUCCUAGAAGAAGCGCAUAGAAAUGAGGAUAUUAUCAAGCAGGGAAAGAACCGCGCCGAAGUUGCCGGUCCUCAAAUUCACCGAAUGAACCCUCGUGUCAAACUCCACAUAGAUACCUCCGACGUGCGCAGCAAGGAUCCCGCAUUCUUUGCCCAAUUCGACGUCACAAUCGCAACCGAGCUAGACUUCGCUACGAAUACCACCAUCAACGCGGCAUGCCGUAUCGCCAACAGACCCUUUUACGCAGCCGGCCUGCACGGGUUCUACGGCUAUGUCUUUGCCGAUCUGAUCUCACACGACUUUGUGAUCGAGCGGGAGAAGUCGAACGGGCCCACGCAGCACCAGGAGACGCUCACGAGGAGCAUCGUGAGUGUGACGACCAAGAAAGAGAGUGAGAAGGGUGAGAAGGGGAACAAGGGAAAGGUAAUCGAGCUGGUUACCAAGCGCGAGAUUUAUUCUCCCCUGCAGUUGGCCAACACCUCCCCAUUGCCGGAGGAAUAUACCAGACUUCCCCGGCGCCGGAAACAAGUCACGCCUCUGCUGAGCUGCCUUCGUGCGCUUUGGGAAUUCGAGAAGAUUUCCAACGGCAGACGGCCCAGCUUCGCGCAUCAGGAUUUGGAGGUGUUCACAAAGCUUGCGCGGGAGAGCCACCAAGAGUUAAAGCUGGAUUUGGCCACGCUGGAUUCCUCGUUCCUGCGCCAGUUCCUGCAGAACCUCGGCUGUGAACUUAGCCCAGUAGCAGCCUUCCUCGGUGGUGCCUUGGCUCAAGACGUGAUCAACGUGUUAUCUGCCCGUGAGCAUCCACUACAGAACAUGCUGCUGUUCGAUGGCGAGAAGUCCAUCGGCCCUAUCUACCCAUUGCACCCAUUCUUCCCGCCAGAGCUGGACGUCGGUUCUCUAGCUGCAGUCCCACCGGUAGCUAACCCGAUUGUAUUGGACCCCACCACGACGACCAAUCUUGCGAGUCAUCCAGCUCCCAACUCUGCUGUCAAUCUUACGAUCAACCACACAGCCAAUCCUUGA
Molecule: messenger RNA, 1260 nt
Organism: Penicillium cataractarum
Lineage: Eukaryota; Fungi; Ascomycota; Eurotiomycetes; Eurotiales; Aspergillaceae
Product: E1 ubiquitin-activating protein AOS1
Exons: 4
Coding region: 1-1260 (419 amino acids)
Biological process (GO): protein sumoylation
Cellular component (GO): SUMO activating enzyme complex; cytoplasm
Molecular function (GO): SUMO activating enzyme activity
Source: RefSeq, a predicted model, not a curated record